Molecule: messenger RNA, 1443 nt
Organism: Phaeoacremonium minimum UCRPA7
Lineage: Eukaryota; Fungi; Ascomycota; Sordariomycetes; Togniniales; Togniniaceae
Exons: 1
Coding region: 1-1443 (480 amino acids)
Source: RefSeq, a predicted model, not a curated record
AUGGUGGGUUCAUACGAAGAGAGUAUUCUCCGGGGCCGCAUGUCGACCAACCCCUCAAAACCACUGGAAUUUCUCGCCCAGAUUGGAGUGUUGGGCCUGGGCAAAUGCAAGGCUAGCCUAAGAUGCCCUGCCCAUGUGACACUUCCCUUCUCUGCUGUCUUCUACAGCUAUGCCAGUACUCCUCAGAGCCGAUCCAAGAGUGACGAUGGUCCCAGUCCAUAUGUCGGCCAGAUAGAUCUGGAGAACGGCCUAUCCAACCAGGAGGAGGAUGCGCGAAGCAAGAGGAAGAUGCAGAACAGAUACCCUGAAAGGCGACCGACGGACGAUGACAUCGACAUGAUCGGCCUCCCCAGUCAGACUCCUACUAUAGAUGCUCGCAAAGCCGCAAGGCAAAGACGGCAGUCUACAUCCCCAAGGGCUCCUCCUGGUGGAAGCUACCGCAUUCCUGAAAAGGGUCAACUUCAAAUCAUUAUUAAAAAUCAGAACAAGACCGCUGUUAAGCUGUUCCUAAUCCCGUACGACCUCGCGGGUAUGGAGCCAGGCACAAAGACAUUCAUCCGGCAACGCAGCUACUCGGCUGGGCCAAUAAUAGACAACGUGCCAACUCUUCAGGAUGCCAGCGCCGACAGGCAGAUUCUGCGCUAUCUGGUACACCUGCACAUCUGCUGCCCGUCGCGCGGCCGCUACUACCUCUACAAGAGCAUCCGCGUCGUCUUCGCGAACCGCGUCCCCGACGGGAAGGAGAAGCUCCGGAACGAAGUGACCUUCCCCGAGCCGCGGUUCACCGCCUACAAGCCCAUCCGCGUGAUGCACCCGCCCAUCUCGCUGGCCACGGGGCCCGGCGCGAUGCUCACCGCCGAGAAGGCCUACCGCCGGCGCAGCUCGGGCUUCUCGUUCGGCGGCAAGCUCGACCAGAACUUCGACGCGGAGCUGCCUCUGCCGCCCUUCUCGAUGCACUCGCGCUCCUCCUCGACGAGCCACCAGGGGUCGGCGUCUGCUGCUGCUGCUGCUGGCGCCGCGGCGUUCAGCUUCGCCGGGCACAAUACCCCGGUCGACCCCGUCCCCUUCAGGCUCCCGCCCGCGCGGAAGCCGCCCAGUGACGUCAGCGAGGGCAGCGAGACGACCGCCACGCAGAUGCAGUCGCCGACGUCCUCCAAGGCGAGCCGCCCGUCGACGCAGGGGUCUGCCGACGGCUCGGGCUCGGGCGCGGGCGCGGCGGCCGCCUGGCAGGGGAUGGACGGUAUUGACAGGCGCAUCGCGCGGUACGACAAGCUCAGCAAGGGCGAUGUUGGAUACGGCGGCAAUGCGUUUGCGCCGAUGGUCAGCGGCAGUCCUGGCGCGGCGGAGGGCCUCCUGUCACAGAGGCUGCGGUCGCUGGGCGUUCAGGGGCAAGGACAGGACGGUGUCGAUGGCCAGAAUAGCGCCGACAGGGCACAAGAGUGA